Messenger RNA from Pocillopora verrucosa, 6569 nucleotides. RefSeq lists its product as uncharacterized. NCBI's taxonomy places the organism in Eukaryota, Metazoa, Cnidaria, Anthozoa, Scleractinia, Pocilloporidae. Gene Ontology annotation, molecular function: protein binding. The record is from RefSeq and is a predicted model, not a curated record. Gene Ontology annotation, biological process: signal transduction.
GUUAGUAAGUGAAUGCACAGCUGAGUGUAAAGCAAACUCAAUUAUCAUGCUGAAAUUAUUGCUUGUUUUGAAAGUUUAACUGCCUCAUUUACUAAUGGCAUCGUCGAAGCUUCCCGUUACAAGUAGACUGUUACUACAGAAUGGCUAAAAGAGGUUUUACUCCAAGCGCUUUUGCGUUGCCUGGUUUAUCGAAGGACUCGAACAAGCCGUUUGGAUUUUCUGUGGUGAGAGAAGAUCAUGGCUCUCGUUCCAUUGCUAACGUGAAUCGAGUUAGUGCAAAAGACAACUUGGAGGAAUCUUCAAGUUUAGUUGAUGAGUUAGGAUCACUUUUGCCACCACAGACAGAAUACACGCUCGAAAAUUUGACAAAAACAAGGCCUCGCAGUCCAAGACGAAGAUCACCUUCACCCUUGGCGCGAAGAAAAGAACUCGAAAACAACUCCAACUUUUCUUUUGAUGUAAAUAGUCCUCAAACUUCGAUUAAAGACCAUGAGGCUUUCUCAGAUGAGCGUGUAAACGUGUUAAACGAAAAACCAAACCUUCCAUCAGCGCUCAUUCUUUCCAACGAUGUAGGAUUAUCGAUUUCGAGUAGAGAACUCUCUCAAUCAAGAUCUUCACCGCGACUUAGUGAUAAGCCGCGAACAAAUCGUCCCAAAGUGGCUCCGAAACCUGAAAGAAACAAAAAUUACGAAAAUGGAGAGCUCUUGACCGAAAGAACAGAUCUUAACGUAGUUAGUGUGGUAGAUGACCCCAAAAUCCGGUUGGUGGAUGAGGAUCAUCACAGAGGUGACAACGAUCCACCUCCUCUUCCUACAUCACCCCCGCCGUUAGAGGACGACGAGAUUUUGGGCUCUUUAGCUUACGACACGCUAAACGUAGAAACAAAGCGAUCAUUUCCAAUAAGUGGGUUUGAAAAAACGCAGUCAAUUGACAGAACAACUGGCAAAUUGUCAGCAAAGUUGGUGGAUAAUCCCCUUAAAAAUGAAAUUGAAGACAAUGUAUUGAAUAAUAGUAAGCAGUUAAGAUCUGAUACAGCCAGCAGUAAUAACAGUCCUUCUUCAAGGAUAGCAAAAUGGCAGGGCUAUGGAAGGACUUCUAGUGAAGAUAACUAUAUUUUACCAAAGAUUGGAGCUGGCUUUCCAAACAGACAGACCCCCUUAGAUUCUGCCAUUGCUUCACGACUGUCCAAAUAUGAGACGCCCUAUAGUUCCAGACAGCGAAAACCUGUUGAAAAGACCUUGUCGGCAAACCGUCGACGAUUCAAACCAGUCACAUUAACAGACGAGGACGAGACGACAAAUUCUGAGAACAUUAAAGAAAAUAUUGACUCUUUAGUUAAUGCCGAAAAAAAAACCAAUCAGCCAAUGUCAGUUGGUUUGCAUGGUAUGAAAACUGAAAAAAACGUCACCAAUUCUUUACCAAGGAAUUUCAGGGAUGGAAUUAGUGCUAUAAGCCAGCCUCUGAGUUCAUCUGGGAGUAAUAGACAAUAUAAUUUUCAAGGUAAUAGUUUUGUGCAAGGAGAAAAAGCAAAAUUAGAUCUUGAUGGCUUAGAAAAGCAAUCAGUUACUGAUAAAAAUACUUAUGAUGAGAAUUCUAGCCAGAAAUCAUGGUCAUCAGACUCAUAUGGUGCAAGCAGGACUGCACAUCAAGAACCUGAUGUGGUUGUUGAAUAUGACAGCCGUAAUGAUGGCCUAGAAAAGUUUGAUGACAGCAGUGGUAAGGGAACAGUGCCAUCUGUUGGAUCAAAAAUUAGAACUUCAAAUGUAAAUGAUCCUAAUGAAUUCAAAAUUGAAAGUAAUAUCAAUGAGAAUGAGGUGAGCAGGAGUGAUAACAAUGACAGAAAUAGAACAGAAAAAGAACAUGGAAGUUCAGGAAUGACAUUGCCAAAAGUUGUCAUUGAAUAUGAUGGGGAAGUUGUCAAUGAGCCUUCAAUUGAUGGAUAUGACUCUGAGGAAACUUCUGAUGAAGGUAAAAACCUGGUGUCAUCUUCUUUCAGUCAACUUGAGGACUUGGAUGAUUUACAUUAUUCAGAUAACAUGUCUGAUGGCUCUGUUAGUCUUUAUGCUGAUGAAGAUGACAUAGGAAUCUUGGAUUAUACAGAUGAUGAUGAUGAAUUAGAUGUAACGUUGAGGGAUGAAGACCUCACUUUUGACAAUCCUGUGAGAGAAGAAGCAGAGGAAACUAGAGUACUCAGAGGCUCUGAACUGGAUGAUGAUGGCCUAAUGGAUCCACCAUUGCAAAUCAUGACAGAGACAUCAGAGUCAGAGGGAAGCGAUGAAAUUUUGUUUGAGCCUCCUCCAAUGUUUGCCAGCUCUGAUGAGGCAGAGGUAAAAGAAGAAGUAGAGGAUUCAGAUGUGUUUGAGAAUGGAUAUGAAGGCGAUUUGCCAUCCCCUGUUAUUCCCUCCUCUCUAUUAGAGGUACAGCCACAAGAAGAUAAAAGAUUUCACAACCUUGCUUUAGAGGUGUGGACGGAAGAUGAUUGUGUGGACUGGUUAGAUUUCAUUGGUUUGGGACAUUUUGCAACAGAGUUCAGAGAGCAUCAUGUGGAUGGAAGAGUCUUAAAAAACAUCAAUUUCCAGUUACUUGAGGAGAUUGGCAUUAAUUCUCCUGAUGAGCGUGAAGUUAUCCUCUCUGAGAUAUACAGACGUUUCCACCCUGAAGAAGAGGACAUGUUUGAAAUGGAGAUUCAAGGUGCUCUGCAGUCUGCCUCUGAGAAAGAGAAGAUGAAAAUUAUGGCAGUCCUUAAUGCUUUACGAUCUCCAGCAUUCCAAGCAGAACUUGGACUGGACACUUCCACAGGUUCUUCUUCACCUCACGGAAGUGAAGCAGGUUUUUAUAUGGGAGCAGAAACUGGGUCAAUAUCCAGUGGUGUCACAACAGGCAGUGAAGAUCAUUCUCAGGAUAUCAACAUGCCUCCUCCACCGCCUCCACCCUCAUGGUCACAAACAGCAAAGAAAACAAAAAGCUUGGGUAGAGAACUUGAUGACUAUGAAAUAAUACCUAGGGGCGGGAAAUCAAAGAAGCCUGGAAAGACCUCUAAAGACAAGGACAAGUCAGGAGAAAAAAGUUCAAAAAGUGAGAAGCAUGGACGGAAGGAAAAGAAACACAAAAGGGUGACAAGACUUCUGGACAGCUUAUCUCUGAGCACAAGUUCGUCCAAGCUGACCAAGCUCUUCCACCACUCAUCCUCGUCUUCCUCAUCAGCGACAAAGAAACUCAAUCCCACAAUGCAGUAUCUUCUGCAGGCUGGUCCCCAGGGAUUGAUUCGAAUAUGGCCGACAGCUCUCUCUGAGGAGAUGAAUUAUUGCAGUUUCAUGGUCAACAUGACAACUACAAGUGCUGAGAUUAUCAAACUUGUCUUUGAGAAAUACGAGUUAGUGGACGAUCCACGGAGGUAUUAUGUUUGUGAAAUGGGAUUAGGAAAAGGAGGUUCACGCCAUGAUCUCACUGAUGCAGAUUGUCCUCUGUUACGUCAGUGUCGUUGGAGUGAUCCUGACAAACAGCGCUUUGAAUUGAGGUGCAGAGAUGAAGGAGUGAUUAAGAUGUUGUUUGAACUCGAAGGGUACGAAGACGAUUUAGACUACCGAUCCAUUCCCUUAUCAGCCAAGACUCCAUGUACAGAAGCGGUGGAACUGAUUGUCAAGAAGUUUCAGUUGCCUGGGAAGGCUAACGAGUACUAUUUGGUGGAAGUGUCUGAGGAAUGUGAAGAUGAUAGAGAGGAAGUAGCUGAUCACGUAUGCCCUCUGAGACUGCAAAUGGCGUGGAGUGCACCCGAUCACGUGUUCAGGCUUUGUAGACGACCAACAGAUAGUUCAACUGAUGUUAAUGACGAUAAUAAAGAUACAGUUGAUGGAUGGAUGACAGAUGCUACUGAAGAUGCCUCUCAAGAACCAGGCAUUACCUCAGAAGUAUCUUCGGUUCGUGGUGAAGACGAGCUGGAGUUUGCACCUGUCCCAGGAAGUGUAGAAGGGAACGAAAUCAAGGAGGAAAUCAGUGAGGAUUUGAUGGAGGGUUUGAACGAGCUGGAUCAAGUCAUCGACGAGGAAUCCGAGGUGAUCGCUUCUCAGGAGUUAGAGGCUGUCCGUCAUGAGCUUGCCGCCAAAGAAGAGGAGUUGAAAGAGCUGCGUUUACGAAGUGACACGCUUAAUGAGAGAGAGGACGAACUGAUAAGCUUGCGGCGAGAGAAUGAGGAACUCAAAAUGCGAAGCGUAGCGCGCGGCAAGCUGUCAGAGAAGGACGAGUCUUUGGUCGAGAAAGACCGUGCGUUGGAGGAGCUUCGACAAGAGAAUGAAGAAUUGCGGAGAAGAAUUGAUGACCUCGAGGAAAAGCUUAAGAAUGAAACGGCUAUGCGGGAUCGCGAAAUCGAAAGGCUUUACGCUCGAAACAACGAACUUUCGUCCAACGAAAAGGAGCUGGAGAAUUUGAGACAGUUACGCGAUACCUGUGAUUCUCAAGAAAAGGAACUAGAGAAGCUAAGACUUAUGAAUCAAGAGUCCAGCUCUGGUCAAAAUGAGCUUGCUUCGAGACUUGCAGAACUGAAGCAAAAGCACAAUGAAUUGUUAAUGGAGGUAAAUGAAAUGGAGAAAUUGAAGCAAGUUAACCGAGAACUCACUCGCAAAGUUGACGAGGGCGAUAUGUUUCGACAGGAGUUGGAGAAAAGCCAAGCACAGAAGAAAGAGUUGGUUGAGAAGUUGAAGGAGUUAGAGCGCGAGAGAAGAGAAUCCAAAAAAGGUGAAAACGACAGAGUGGAAAACUUGAGACAGAAAAACCUAGAGGUAGCAUCUAAGAGCAAGGACGCAGAGGAGAUGAAAACAAAUAUUAUCAAGUUGACCGCCCAGAUGCGUGAAAUGGAAAAACAGAGCCAAGAGAGGGCGAACAAGCUGCAGAAAGAGCUGGAGGAUGCCGCUUCCGAGAAACAACAGCUGUUGGACAGGAUAGCCGAGUUGGAAGAAAGCGAAAGGAGUCAGGCUCAAAAGAAAGAUGCGGAGAACAACGCAAAGGAGGUUGAGGAUUUAAAACUCGAGAACAUAUUCUUGGUUGAAAGGACGAAAGAAGUCGAUGAACUGAAGUUAGCUGUGGCCAAACUAGCGGCAGAAGCCAAGGAAAACGAGUCCUUUAAACAGAAGUACAAAGAGCUUCGUGAUGUGGAGACUUAUUUAACCAAACAGGUAAGCACCGCAGAAACAAUUGCUCGACAAAAAGACAAGAAGCUGAAGGAAUCAGAAAACAAGAUAAAUACUUUGACUGAAGCUGUAAAAGACAUGGAAGCCAAGCUGGAGGAACAUGAACAAAAUAAGUUAUACCUGGACCAGCUAUUGGCCAUGCUGAAGGACAGGGACCCCACCCUCUUGCACGUCAUCAACACUUCGCUUGCGUCAAGUGAACAAGAGGAAUGGUGCUGAAUGAUGGAGUUGUUUCUGCAGUUCUUUAGAUUGCCUCUUAUGGCACGGACCGGAGUAGUGUUUUUGAAGUUUACCGUCGAGAUGCCAUACACAGAUCUGUUGCUGUUAGAUAGUUUGAAAACAUCAGGUUAGAUCAGAUAGUUAUUUAGGUUACUUACAUUUUGAGGAGCUUGUGUAAUGUUGAUUCAGACUGGUUUCAAGGAUGAUCAGUAUUAAACACACCCGGUUUUAAACGUUUUUUGUUAUCAACGAGGAGACUUAGCUUAAUUUAUCGGUAGGAUGUUGAGACAUUUGUGGAGGAAACAUACUGUCUCAAAAAGCCUCCGUGGCAGUGAAUUUUUUCAACGAAAAUGCCAUUUGAUUCUUAGAUCUAGAUUCGUCUUCUAUUUGAUUUGCAUCCUAAAAUUUUACACGACAUCGUUUUUAACAAAACGCAACUGGUGAACUAUUAAGUAAAUAUAUUACAAAGAGAAAACAUAUUUUUAAAAAUACAUAUUUAAUGAAAACAUCAGUGCCUUUCACAAUAAAAGGUUAUCCUCGUUCAUCUCGGAUUUCCCGAGGGAGGGGAGGGUAUCCAAAAAAACAUUUAUAGACAACAAAUACUCUGGAUAGAGAAAGCAAUAGCCAGAAAAAUACUUCAAAGUUAAUACUCUUAUCAGUUAGAGGUACGGCCGACCGAAAAGCUCAGCUGUGAAAUUUUCAGUGCUGCUCACCACAGCUCUAUAACAAGGAAACAUGUCGGCUGAUUAUCGAAAUGCAAACCAGCGCGAAAACAGUUGCAGUGGUGUUAUUACAUCCCAUUGGUUACACAGUUUGUUCAGAAUCUGUGACAAGGCAGCCCAUGAGAAGAUUGAGACAAUGAAGGAAGAAAAAUCAUUGAAUUCCCUGUCAGAGCCGAUGCUUAUUUGUCGUUUUCAAACACUGGUAUAAAGGUGUUUUGAAAAGUUUAGUUAAUACGGAUUGAAAUUAAGACUGUAAUUUUUUAGUUUGUUAUACAACAAAUUUUAGUCAUUCUUUUUUAAAGAUAUUUUAGAGUGUUAUAUGAAGAUAGCGAUACGCCUAUAUUAUGGGUCACAUUAGAAGGUUUUUAAAGAAGUCAUAUCUUAAUGUAAUAUAGGUCUCGCGCGGAGAUCAUAUCAAGUAAUCGUACGCCAAUUAAACAAAGAG